UCCCAUUUUAAAACAACAAAACCUAAACUUUUCUUUGCUGAAAUGCUUUUUCUCUGAUGAUUUAUGGAUCAUGGAUCCUCUCUACAUCACUUCGCAAAACUCAAGCGCAAACGGAACCAACGGUUCAUUGGUCAAUGACACAGACGUGUUCUUGAACCAGUUCGUUCAGCCAGUUUGGCAGAUAGUUUUGUGGGCCAUCGCAUAUUGCUGUAUAGUUCUGGUGUCAGUUGUUGGAAAUAUCACCGUUAUCUGGAUCAUUUUAGCGCAUCAGCGCAUGAGAACAGUUACCAACUAUUUUCUGGUGAAUCUCGCGUUCGCAGAGGCGUCUAUGUCGGCUUUCAACACCGUUAUUAACUUUGUGUACGCAGUGCACAACGAAUGGUAUUUUGGACUUGUUUACUGCAGAUUUCACAACUUCUUUCCAAUAGCAGCUGUGUUCGCAAGUAUUUACUCAAUGACGGCAAUAGCCCUGGACAGGUACAUGGCUAUCAUCCACCCACUCCAGCAACGCCUGUCGUCCGCUGAGACUAAGUUGGUGGUGGGGGUGAUCUGGGCCCUGGCGCUGCUCCUGGCUUUCCCCCAGUACUAUUUUUCCAGCAUCGCUCAGCUGCCAGGACGUGUCGUGUGCUACAUCAACUGGCCAGAGUACAGCGUGUGGGAUUUUCAAAAGACGUAUUAUGUCUGCGUGGUUGUGCUUAUUUACUUUCUGCCUUUGCUCAUCAUGGGUUGUGCUUACCUGGUGGUGGGACGCAGUCUCUGGGCUAGUGAGAUUCCUGGAGACUCUUCAGACCGCUACCGACAGCAGCUGACCGCCAAACGGAAGGUGGUGAAGAUGAUGAUCGUCGUUGUGUGCACCUUCGCCAUCUGUUGGCUGCCCUACCAUGUCUACUUCCAGUUGCACCAGUUCCUUCCUCACUUAUUUGAGGAACCCUUCAUCCAGCAGGUGUACUUAGGAAUAAUGUGGCUUGCCAUGAGCUCCACCAUGUACAAUCCCAUCAUCUACUGUCUUCUCAAUGACAGGUUUCGAGCUGGAUUCCAACAGGCGUUCUUCUGGUGUCCUUGUGUCCCUCGAGGCUCCUAUGAAGGUCUGGAGCUCAAGUCAACACGCUAUCUUCAGACGCAAGCCAGCAUUUACCGUGCCAGCCGAAUGGAGACCACAGUAUCCACAGUCAUGCCGAAUGGAGAGGUAGACCUUCAGGAGAACACAAGGAGAUCCAUAGAUCUCACUUCCAAUGGUUCUUCACGAAGUGCCUCAAAGACAGUCUCUGAGUCCUCCAGCUUCUAUUCUAGUAACAAUCUAGCUUAGAAAGGAAUGCAAGAAAUACUUUCGGGGUUAUAGUACCAAUCCUGUGAGGAGAAGGGCAGAGAAUUACGUUCCAGGGAAUGUCAUGAUGUGAGCUACAGGUUUUUGAUUAUGUGUGGAAACAUCCAUCAUCAUGUUUUACUACUCAAGGCACCAAACAACUUACCCAUUUGCUAUAGGAAUCCAGGACCAGCAGGUUUGUUUAGGAAAACUUGACCAGCUGAUGCCCUUGGCAACGAUCUGUCUUUCAUUACUGCUGUUCGUAGAUGAUUCGAUAGCCAGCAUGACGACAUGGAAGGGUUUGCACCUGUUGUUUCACAUACUGGACUACGGAGGCGACAAUGUAAUGGAUUUGUCUGGAAUGCAGAGGGUCAUUAUAAAUAUAGCACAAACAGAGAGGAAAACUACUAACAUAGUUACAUCUAAUUAUAUCACUAUAAUCCUCUGUUAAAUCCAGUUUAUUAUUAGAAUGUUAUAUUUACAUUUACACAUUUAGCAGACGCUUCUAUCUAAAGUGACUUACAACUGAGUGAAUGAAUAUGCAGAAGCAAUGCAUCUUAAAGUGAAAGUGACAUGAUAUGAAGGUUAAAUAUGGCAACCCAUACUCUGCAUUUAACCCAUUCAAGUUAGGAGCAGUGAGUAGUGAACACACACACACACACACUUAAACUGUGGACACACAGUUGCGGUAUUGAGCGUGGAAGAGAGCGCUGUUCAUUCACUCCGUAUUGAGAAUCGAACCCGCAACUUUUGAGUUACAAGUCUGACUCUAACCAUUAGGACAAUAAACACAAAAAGUGCUAGUAAUAUAAAGUUUUAGCCAUCAUUUGGAAUAGUACAAGCUAAAAUAGGGAGGGAUUAAAGAAUAGUGAAGUGAUAGAUAAAGCAGGCAGCUGUUAAAUGCAUGUUGUUGAGUU
Messenger RNA from Pimephales promelas (fathead minnow), 2220 nucleotides. It is a transcript of the gene tacr1b, whose product is annotated as tachykinin receptor 1b. Gene Ontology annotation, biological process: G protein-coupled receptor signaling pathway; positive regulation of flagellated sperm motility. Gene Ontology annotation, molecular function: substance P receptor activity. NCBI's taxonomy places the organism in Eukaryota, Metazoa, Chordata, Actinopteri, Cypriniformes, Leuciscidae. The record is from RefSeq and is a predicted model, not a curated record. Gene Ontology annotation, cellular component: sperm midpiece; plasma membrane.